GCCGCCUGGCGCCCGACUGUGCCCAGGGUGGUGGGUGGUGUAAAGGGCAGCAGCAGCGGCGACGGCGGCGGCGGCAGCGAGAGGAGGACGCUCCUCCCCUUCCCCAGCCCGGCGGCGGCAGAGGAAGGAGGGCGCAGAGCGCAGACAUGGCGGCCAACAUGUAUCGAGUGGGAGAUUAUGUCUAUUUUGAAAACUCGUCAAGCAAUCCGUAUCUGAUCAGGCGAAUAGAAGAACUUAAUAAGACUGCCAAUGGCAAUGUGGAAGCAAAAGUGGUAUGUUUUUACAGACGUCGAGACAUCUCCAACAGCCUCAUUAUGUUGGCAGACAAACAUGCAAAAGAAGUUGAGGAAGAAUCUGAAACUCCCAAAGAGGUAGAUUUGACUGAUAAACAGAAACAUCAGUUGAAACACAGAGAGCUUUUUCUGUCUCGCCAAUACGAGUCCCUUCCUGCAACACACAUCAGGGGGAAAUGCAGCGUCGCACUUCUGAAUGAGACAGAAUCUGUGCUGUCGUAUCUCGCUAAAGAGGAUACUUUCUUCUAUUCACUGGUAUAUGAUCCGUCACUGAAAACACUUCUAGCAGAUAAAGGAGAAAUCAGGGUGGGACCCAGGUAUCAAGCAGACGUACCAGAUAUGCUUUCAGAAGGAGAAACAGAUGACCGAGAACAGGCAAAGCUUGAAGUCAAAGUAUGGGAUCCAGAUAGCCACCUCACUGAUCAUCAGAUUGACCAGUUUUUAGUAGUAGCACGUGCUGUUGGUACGUUUGCCCGAGCUCUGGACUGCAGUAGUUCUGUCAGGCAACCUAGUUUACACAUGAGUGCUGCUGCUGCUUCUCGUGACAUCACUCUGUUCCAUGCAAUGGAUACAUUGCAUAAGCAUAACUAUGAUCUGAGCAGUGCCAUUAGUGUUCUGGUUCCACUCGGAGGGCCUGUUUUGUGUAGAGAUGAAAUGGAAGAAUGGUCAGCUUCAGAAGCUAGUUUGUUUGAAGAAGCCCUAGAGAAAUAUGGCAAAGACUUCAAUGACAUACGGCAAGAUUUUCUUCCUUGGAAGUCUCUGACUAGCAUCAUUGAAUAUUAUUAUAUGUGGAAAACUACAGACAGAUACAUUCAGCAGAAACGUCUAAAAGCCGCUGAAGCAGAGAGCAAAUUGAAACAAGUUUACAUACCAACCUACAACAAAUCAAAUCCCAGUCAAAUAUCCAGCACUAAUGGGAAGCCAAGUGCCAUGAAUGGAGCAGUUGGAGCACCUCAUCAGACCCAGAACUCAUUAAUAGGCCGUGCUUGUGAAAGUUGCUACGUCACACAGUCUCAUCAGUGGUAUUCUUGGGGUCCCCCCAACAUGCAGUGUAGAUUAUGUGCACCUUGUUGGAUUUACUGGAAGAAAUACGGUGGCCUAAAAAUGCCAACACUGACAAAUGAAGAUAGAUUUUCUCCUAGUCAAACAACAGAGGAUCCUUGCAUUAGAACACACAUGUCACGACAGGCAACGCAGGGAAUACCAGUCCGGAACACUGGCAGUCCAAAAUCUGCCGUGAAGACACGUCAGUCCUUCUUCCUUCAUACUACAUACUUGACUAAGCUUGCCCGCCAGGUCUGCAGAAAUACUCUUCAGCUGAAACGCGCAGCGAGAAGACCUUUUGUCCUUAUUAACUGUGCUGCCAUUAGGGCAGAAUAUGCUGACAGACACUGUGAAUUUAUUGGAAACCCUUCCAAGAUUAAAAGCACUAGAAAAUCAUUAUCAUGUAUCAUUGGAUACUUGGAGAUUCAUCCUACAAUGAAGCCGAAUAUCAUCAAGUCCACACCAAGCCUUCAGAGUUCAAUGGCGAAGCGACUGCUUGCUCCCCCUGGCCAUUCGUCAUUAAGUAUUUUGGGAAAGAGAAACUACAGCCACCAUCACAAUGGCCUCGAUGGACUUUCCAGUCAUACACAUGGAACAAAAAUGCAAGCUGCUCAUGAUUUCUAUACAACUAACGGUAAAACUUUACAAGUCGGCACGUGUGACCUUAUGCCAAGUGCUACGCCGUUGCUCAAGAGGCAGAGACAAAACUGGCUCAAUGCUCCUGAUGAUGGUUUCUUUAUCGCUACAGAAGAGACCAGAAAACGUCGUAAACAGUUUACUCGAUCGCAGCUGAAAAGAGCUUGUAGGACCCCAUGCACUUUAAUUCUGAGGAACACAAAGUCCCAUAUGACUCACAAAGAGGUUCAAGAGAAUUUGACCAAUCAUUCACAGCUGAAGACACCACAGUAGCAGCAAUGGUGGCAUUUGUGGUGGUUAUUUUCAGAAGAGUUCUCUGAAAUCAGGCAGAAGAGAUCUUCUCUUUCUUUCAAAUUCUUUCUGUGAAGCAAAGUAAAGACAAUCUGGGGCUGGAUCUUCCUUUGUUCAAGAAUAAGACAGUGUUGCUUAUUUGCCUGAAUUGGAAGGACUGUUUUGGGACAAGACAACCAGAAUAUAUGAUGAUUUAUCUUAAUCUUUCUCAGUGCACUAAUAACCGCUGCUCAUGGAUGAGAAAUGGAGACUGCAGUUUUUGAAAGGGUAGCUCAGGCAACCUGUUAACCUGCUAUCUAUGAACUUUCUUCUGCUGCUCAUAAGAGAUUAAAAGAUUAUCUCAUGGUGAAUCAUUGAAAUAACACAUAAAUAAUGCGGGCCAUCUGAAUCCAUCCAUAUGUAUGUAUAGCAUACUAUUUGUUCAGCCUUCUGAAGCUCUGGCUAAAAUGCACUAGUUGAAACGUAGAAUCAUGUCUGUUGAAGCACAAAUGCCAAAUGCAUUAUCUUUCCUUGAUCUGAGGUGCCCAACCUGAUGCAUAUUGAUCUUAAGAAAUGCCAUGUACCCAAAUCCAUAUCCUCUAACAUUUUACAGAUGAAAACAGGUAUACACUUGUAACAACCAAUUCUCAUAACAAGGAUUGCUGCCCAAGCCCCCACCCACUAUUACAUAUUGCUGAACUGAAUUCCACCUGCUAUAUGUUGUGCAUUGCAUAGUGCCUUGGUGUUGUGCACACAUUUACAUGCAGGUACACUAGAGACCAUCUAUCUACCCACUUGGAAAUUUAAUUUCUGGAGAUUCUGGGGAGGGAGCCAAAUUCUGAAGAAUGACUACUCCAGCAACUCAUGUGGAAAAAAAGAAAAUUGGACAAGCAUUCUGAAGAGACAAAAAUAGGGCCAAAACAGGGAUGGUGAUUUACUAGGGACAGAUUUUUAAAAAAUAGGGACUGUCCCUGGAAAAUGAGGAUGGUGCAAACUACUACCCAAGCACAACGAAAGAAGAGACGAGUAUACAAAAUUGUGAAAAGUUCUGAAAGUUGGGCUAUAUUGUCUGAAUUAGGUAUCCAGACAUCAUAAGUAAACAUUUCUGGAAACAGUUUUCUAUCAAGACCUAAAAACAAAUAAAUACUUCAGUGUGGCAGCUUUUGUGGCUAGUAACUAUAGGGCUGACUGUUAUUUCUUCAAUGCAACAAACAAUCUGCUUUGCUCGUUAUUUAGUGAUAUUGUGCCAUAAUUUUGAGGCCAGAAACUAGACAGACAGGUUAUUUCUUGACUGAUGGUGACAGCCAGUUUUAUAGUAAACAGAGGAAACAUUUAUUUCUAUAAAACUAGACCCUCAGCUUUCAGUUAUCUUCCACACUGUCCUUCCUGUGAUAUCCACAGGUCUAUCUUCCGCUUAGGGCCAAGGUCAUUGUGGCUGGGGGUCAUUCAUGUUGCAGUCCAACAUCGGGUGAUCCAAGUUUGAGAAUCCCCACUUUAAGGCAAAACUAGAUGUGACUGCAGCAUGACCAAAUGAAGGUGGUAGAAGAUUUAAAGAGCAGCCCAGGUAGCCCAACAGGGAAGGGGCAGAACCUUUCACCUCUACACUUUCUCCGGCAACUUUUCAGUCAUUUUUCUCUCAGUAGAACCCCACCUGCAGGCAGAAAUGUUGGCCAACAUUCCACUUAUUGGAAUGUUGGCAUUAGGGACUGGCUGCGGCUGUACAUCUUGAAAGGCAGCCCUGAUAGUAUAGCACGAUGGAGUAGCUGUGGAAUUUCUUAAAACCACUUCCAAGCAGUAGUGCAGCACCAGUUAGUGCUGCGUGACAGCCCAGAAGUGGUUUUAAGUGGUUCUGCAGCUACCCUGUUGCACUACACCAUCAGCAGAGGUGCACCUAGGUAAUUUUGGAGCCUGGACCUAUAGGUCUUUGGAGGCCCCCCUCCCCUGCAAAUUAAGCAUUAUCAUGCUCCCAGAGGCGUAUCUAAGGAAAAUAGCGCCUAGGGCAAGCACUGAAAUUGCUCCCCCGUCCAAACAUCUGAUUCCCAUCUUUCAGGUAACUUUACCAUAAUAUCAGCUGAAAAAUACAACUCAAGCUUGUUAAUCUUUUAAUAUUUCAAAAACUAUGUAGCAGUGGAUGUAGCCAGACCAAAAAAUUCUGGAAAACUACAAAUUUCAGUAUGCUGGGGCUGAUGAAAUACUCAAAUACCAUGUGGAGGUGUACUUGGAAAACUAAACAGAAGUGCCUGUCUAAUUCUCUAUGAUGCAUUGUAGCAUCAAUAUUACAUAAGUUUUAAAAAUCAAUGGAGAAUUUGACUUUUCCCAGAUACUCUGAAAAUAAUUAAAGGAUAUGCAGAGUAAACUCUGUCACUGCUUGGAAUAUAUUCUAGUAUUUCAGAAAGAGAGUUAAAAUGAGAGAAAGAGCAAGAAACUCCCAGUGGGCCUUAAUACUAAGGAUUUCACACUGAUUCAAAGACAAAUUCACCAUUAGCAGCCAUAUUAUUAAGACAUCACAUUUAACUCACUUAUCACAAGAAGCAAAGUAAGAGCAAAUGAAUACAAUCCUAGCUCAUAAGCUUCAGCUCAGUAUUCACAAGCCCUGAUUCUCUGUUCCUAGUGCCAAACUAAAUAUGUGUACAGUUAUUUAUAUUAUAUUAAUUUUUUUUUAAAAAAAAAUUUUUACCUGUAGCCCCUUUGGAGGGCUUCCUAAAGGUCGUGGGGUGGGGAUCUGCAAAGGUUCCCCCUCCCCCCACUAGCCUCUAGGGCCUCGCAGAGACCAUUUUAGCAUGUGCAGUGGCCAUUUUUAAAAAUAAAUUUUCUUUUUUUAAAAUGGCCACUGAAAACAAAAUGGCCACUGCGCAUGCUCAGAUGGCCUCUGUGAGGCCUGUGAGGCCAUUUUGUUUUUGGUGGCCAUUUUUAUAAAUUUUAAAAAUGGCGCCCCCUUCAAGUGGCGCCCAGGGCACAUGCCCUGCCUGCCCCACCCUAGAUACACCCCUGCAUGCUCCGCCAUGGGAAUACACCACCCAGGACAGACUAAAGAGGACGUGAGGGAGCCCAGUGGCUGUGGAGGCCCUGGACUUCAGCCCCUAAGUCAAGGGGUAAGAGUGCCUCUGACCAUCAGGCCUGCCUUUCAAGUUAAGCAGAUAUCUUGGCAGAUCUGUAAUGCUGACAUUUAACUGCAUGAAAUGUUCGCCAUUGAUAACAAAAAGCAUGGGGGGGGGGAGAGAAGUGCAGGCAGCGGAAAGAGUCUGCUCCUCCUCCUGCCAACCCCUUUUGAGCUUAAUGCGCUUCAUUCCUCUUUUUGUAGGGAUGCAGUGGUGACCUGAUUUCAACACAAAGUUUUCUUGCAUCUUGUUUGGGACUGCAUUUCCCUCUGGCUUCAGAAAGUCUUUGUGCAAAGGUAUCUGCCUCUAAUGUCUGCGCCUGGAGAUACACAAGGCAACCUCUCUGCCCUUUUGUUAGCAGUAUUACUUGACCACUUGAACACCGUUUCCUCCCAUCACUAUCCCACAGAUAUUUUUUCUCCGAAACUUGAAGCUUCACAGAGGUGUGCUUACUCUUAAGUCCAGGGCCUCUACAGCCCCUGGGGGCCCCAAAGUCCUCUUUAGAAUGCUCUGGGUGGUGUGGUCGCCCGGCGGAGCAUGAUGAUGCUUAAUUUGCAGGGGAGAGGGGCCUCCAAAGACCUUUAGGUCCAGGCUCCAACAAUACCUAGGUGCACUUCUGAAGCUUCAUAGACUUUCACUGGGGUGUCCUCAACCAUAUUUUGAUACUGCCUUUCCGGCUGACUAGGAGAUGAAAGCAUACCUCUUUCUCACCAUUGCUCCCUUGCAACUGGUAUUCAGAGGCAUGAUGCUUCCAAACAUGGAGGUGGCAUAUAGCCAUCAAGACUAGACUGGCAGCUAUUGACAGAUGUGUCCUCCAUGAAUUUGUCUGUAAGUCACACAAUCUCACAUACCUCACCCCAAGACCACUUCUGGCAUGCUUGGGGAAGAGGCAUACUUAGGGAAGAGGCAUGCUUAGCCAGGCCACACUCUCUCAAUCCCACAUGCUAUCCCCUUAAGAUCAACUCCAUCUGUUUAACAGAAAGCAGAUCCAAGCAAUGCAUGUAACUGAGCCUUGCCAACAUCAAAUAAACUGGGUGUUCUGUGUGA
Molecule: messenger RNA, 6388 nt
Organism: Hemicordylus capensis (graceful crag lizard)
Lineage: Eukaryota; Metazoa; Chordata; Lepidosauria; Squamata; Cordylidae
Gene: MTA3
Product: metastasis associated 1 family member 3
Exons: 19
Coding region: 147-2246 (699 amino acids)
Biological process (GO): negative regulation of transcription by RNA polymerase II
Cellular component (GO): nucleoplasm; NuRD complex
Molecular function (GO): sequence-specific DNA binding; histone deacetylase binding; transcription corepressor activity
Source: RefSeq, a predicted model, not a curated record